AUGGCUCCACAGAGGCAGCAUGAUCCCACCCUUCCCAGGCCUUGGGAGGCUCUCUUUGAUCCAGCAAGCGGUCUUCGUUACUACUGGAACCCCGACACGAAUGUCACACAGUAUGAACGACCCGUCGGCGGCCCCCCACCAUCACUUCCUCCACCAGCAGGAUAUGUGAGAUAUCUUUCCUGUGACAUGGUUCCCAGCAGCAACGGGCACAGCAAUGGUGUUGCUGCGCCUGCCAAUGGGCAUGCAAAGCACGUAAUACCUGCUGCCGGACAGAAUUUUACCAUGAGCAUGGAGCAGUAUCGAGCAGAGCAUGGGUUAGUGGUGCAAGGAGACAGAGUGCCAGACCCCCUGCAGACCUUUGAGUCUGUCGGUUUCACCAGCAACAUCAUGGAUGAGAUCAGACGCGCUGGCUACAAGGCGCCCACGCCCAUUCAGGCGCAGGCCUGGCCCGUAGCGUUGCAGGGCAGGGAUUUGGUGGCCAUUGCCAAGACUGGCAGUGGCAAGACCUGCGGUUUCCUGCUGCCUGGCUUCCUGCACGUCAAUGCCGUCCGCCCCGACCCGCGCCAGGGGCCGAGCAUGCUGGUCCUGGCGCCCACGCGCGAGCUGGCCGUCCAGAUCAAGGAGGAAGCCGACAAGUUUGGCCGCUCUGCUGGCAUCAGGAACACGUGCACAUAUGGAGGAGCUCCCAAGGGGCCCCAGCUGCGUGACAUCCAGUAUGGUGUCCACCUGAUCAUUGCCACCCCUGGGCGCCUGAACGACUUUUUGGAAGGCGGCCAAGUCAGGCUCGGUCAGGUUUCCUACCUUGUGCUGGAUGAGGCUGACAGGAUGCUGGACAUGGGAUUCGAGCCCCAGAUCCAGCGGAUUGUGCGCUCAAUCCCCACCAACCGCCAGACGCUAUUCUUCUCAGCCACAUGGCCUCGGGAAGUGAAGGCCAUUGCCUCGCAGUUUGUGACCAACAAGACGGUGCAUGUGUUUGUGGGCGGAGUGGAGGAGAACCUGGUGGCCAACAAGGCCAUCACGCAGUUUGUGCAUGUAAUGAAGCCCUACGACAACAAGCAGCAGAAGCUGCGCGAGAUCCUGCACUCCAAGCCGACCGGCACGCGCAUCAUCAUCUUCUGCUCCACCAAGCGCAUGUGCGACCAGCUGUCGCGCGACCUCAGCCGCGAAUUCCGCGCGGCUGCCAUCCACGGAGACAAGAAGCAGCAGGAGCGCGACUGGGUCAUCAGCUCCUUCAAGCAGGGCACCACCCCCGUCAUGGUCGCCACCGACGUGGCCGCCCGCGGACUGGAUGUGCCGAACGUCGGUGCAGUCGUCAACUACGACUUCCCCAACGGAGUGGAGGACUACAUUCACCGCAUCGGACGCACUGGCCGCGCCGGCGCCUCGGGCGAGGCGUAUACCUUCUUCACGCCGCAGGACUCCAAGUAUGCGCGCGAGCUGUCGCGCGUGCUGCGGGAGGCGAACCAGGUCGUGCCGCCCGAGCUGGAGAGCAUGCAGAGCUUUGGCCGCGGGUACUCCAGCUCCCGUUACGGUGCGCCGGGCGGCGGCGGCGGUGGCUUUGGCGGCAGCCGCGGCGGAGGCUUUGGGGGCGGCGGCGGUGGUUUUGGCGGCGGUGGCGGCGGCGGAUAUGGUGGCGGCGGCAGCAGCUAUGGUGGCGCAUCUGGUGGCAGCUACGGCGGCGGCGGUGGUGGCGGCGCUGGUUAUGGCGGUGGUGCCGCUGCCGCCGCUCCCCAGUACCCGCCCGGCAUGGGUGCAUCUGCGUCCUUCUAUGGUGUCGACAGGUGCCGCUCCUCUGCUCCUUCAGACAGCCCCAAUCCGUUGUCAAGGGGAUAG
Molecule: messenger RNA, 1833 nt
Organism: Coccomyxa subellipsoidea C-169
Lineage: Eukaryota; Viridiplantae; Chlorophyta; Trebouxiophyceae; Coccomyxaceae
Product: DEAD-domain-containing protein
Exons: 8
Coding region: 1-1833 (610 amino acids)
Cellular component (GO): nucleus; ribonucleoprotein complex; cytoplasm
Molecular function (GO): RNA binding; protein binding; ATP binding
Source: RefSeq, a predicted model, not a curated record